Molecule: messenger RNA, 1261 nt
Organism: Erpetoichthys calabaricus (reedfish)
Lineage: Eukaryota; Metazoa; Chordata; Cladistia; Polypteriformes; Polypteridae
Product: leucine rich adaptor protein 1-like
Exons: 2
Coding region: 390-971 (193 amino acids)
Biological process (GO): positive regulation of canonical NF-kappaB signal transduction
Source: RefSeq, a predicted model, not a curated record
UCGGUUUCUUCAGAGCAGGAAGCGCGCGGCUCGGAGGCUCCUGCCUUGCUGGCUCGCUCGUCAGACUUCUCGUGUUUACGAAUCGCUCUGCAGCAGCAACGCCUUCGACUGAAAGGGAGCUGAUUCUGUAGCUCGUUAACGUUUGCUAACGGCGGAAUCUGGGAGAUGGAUUAUCUUGCGUAGAAGUUCAAAUCAGAAGCCUGGCAUGAACACGACUGUGGUGACAAACGGCAUGCUUGUAGAAUCGGAGUUUGAAAUGAAGCGCAGGACUGUGUAGCGCCGCCGCCACCACGAGCUGGAAGGACGACGGGUUACCGGAGCGGCCGCUCCUCCCUGCAGUGAAUGAAUCGCAACUGAUCCGACUUACGCUGCGGUGCAGAUUUCCGACUAUGGACGAUCGCGCUUUGCCAGACUUGAAGGACAUCGAAACAAAACUUGGGAGAAAAGUUCCAGAGAGUCUUGCCAGAUCACUAAAAGAAGAGCGCCUGGCGGAGACGAGGGAGGAGCGGAGCGGCCGGAGCAACACGGCGUCGAGCCGGCUGGACUGCAGCGCCCUGGAGAGGCUGAAAAGCAAGAUGAACCUUUUAAAGCGGGAGAUGGCACAUCUCCGGGCCAUUGACAUCAGACUCAUGCACCAGCUGCUGUCCAUUAAUGAAGGCAUCGAGUCCAUUAAGUGGAUGAUUGAGGAGAAAGGUGCCAUAGCCAGUCGGGAUGGCAGCCUGGCUGGCAGCCUGUCCAGUCUCUCGGAGAGCCAGAGCACAUCCCCACGGGGCAGCUACAGUAGCCUGCAGGAUGGCAGUGACGGCCUGGAUGGCAUCUCGGUGGGAAGCUACCUCGAUACCCUGGCAGAUGACGUACCGGGCCACACCUCGCCCCUGGACAUGGAGCGCUUCUCUGAGGGGUCUCUGAUAGACGAGCCCUUGUACAAAGAUGCCAAACUGGAGUGUGAGGACUACUUUUGUUUUGGGUAGUGCGGUGGGCACGGACUCGGGCAUCGGAAAGCAAACACGAGGCACUCUGCCGUUUGAAGUGACUUUGUUGAAAGCAUCUUGUCACUGGACAGGAGGGGUCCAGACUGACCUGCAGGCCUCGGACUUUGGGAUGCAUUCCUAUGGAGUGUUGACAGAUGGACCAAUGGUGGCCACAGACAAUCUCGGAGUGUGACGUUCGACCGGGGUCAUCUAUUUAUAAAGACAUGUUUGUACGAUUUUAGCAGGAAUCUAAUAAAGAAUGGCCGCUUGUGGGGGUCUCUUUCAGCGUA